This is a messenger RNA of Dujonia railenensis, 858 nucleotides long. NCBI's taxonomy places the organism in Eukaryota, Fungi, Ascomycota, Pichiomycetes, Serinales, Debaryomycetaceae. The record is from the annotation of a GenBank genome assembly.
AUGUUGUUCUCAAAUGAAAAAAUCGAGCGAGAUUUAAAUCUUUUGAUGAAUAAUUUGCAGCCACCACUUGGUAUGGAAAGAGAAGAAUCAAUAGAUCUAUUUCAGAAUUUAGCGAUAAGCACCGAAGAUCUUCUUAAAGAAGUCCAAAAGGAUGCACCUUUAGAAAAAGAAAAAGAAAAAGAAAAAGAAGUCAAGGAAGAAAAUAAUCCUUUCCUUGAACCUGAAACAUCCUCUUGCCCAGCUCGUGUAGGCUCGAAGAGUAGAAAGUCAAUCACCCCCCUAAGAAUACGAGAGAACAUAAAUCAUUUUUUUGGGGUUAAGCAGGAUGGAGAUGAGCUACAACCAGAACCACCGGUAAUCAUCCCAAAUUCUGUCAGCAACGAAUCCUUGAACUUUGACUAUAUUGAGGUACCUGAUUCUGAUUUCCCGAUUGGUCGAUACGCUAUCAUUGAACCGAACCAACGAGUAGCCUUUAUGCAGCAAAUAGAAAAGAUCAAAAGCCAAAAUGAGUACUUCUUUUACUAUAAAUGGGUUCUCUGGAUUCAGAACAAAGGUGAAAGUUCCGUCAAUGCCGCAGGCGAAGCACUCAGUGCUGAGAAGAUCAUUGAAACCAACUUAGACUUAAAAGUAGCUUCUAAGUUUUACAAGAAGAAGUUGAAAGAAGAAGACGGAACAUUGAUUUUCAUGAAAAUGGGUAUGCUCCCCAAUAAGAAGUCACCAAAAUUAAUAGGCAGCUCUACAAUCACUUUCCAAGUUCCAGACCAGUUUUCUUAUGAAAUGUUGAAAGAAACGGUACACAUAGUUCUCAAUGAUGAAUUAACAACACCAUACAAUCUAGAUUGUGAGUACUACGAUUAG